AUGACAAUUUUUAAAUUAAUCGUGCUUCUUUUGAUUAUCUCAUCAACUUUUGUUGAUGCUCGUGCACGUCGUAGACGACGUCAACUAUCAUCAGCUUAUCAAAGUGGAUAUCCGUAUUCAAGUAGUUACUAUGGAUCAGGAAGUUAUUAUCCAUCAGGUGGUCAAUAUCCUGGAAGUAAUCCUUACAAUACUUAUGGACAAGGUUCUAUGUAUGGUACAAAUUAUUAUGGUACUGGUUCGGGUCUAUAUGGUAAUACAAUGCAACAUGGUCAUGGAUAUCCAAACAGUAACUUAUAUGGUUAUAAUAGUCAAAAUCCAUAUGGAUCAGGCUAUAAUAAUCCGUAUUAUGGUACUGGACAACAAUAUGGACAGUAUGGUACUGGACAACAAUAUGGAAUGUAUGGUACUGGACAACAAUAUGGAACUGGCCAAUAUGGUUAUGGAGGUCAGAUGAAUUAUCCAUAUGGUUAUGGAAGUUUGGGCUAUGGUAAUACGUAUGGUUCUUACAAUCAAGGAAAUCCUUGGUAUCGAACAUCAAGAAAGGGUGAUACUCAAGGACGAUCAGGUGGUGCUACAGAUGGUAAAGAAGCUGGCAAUCCUGUUGGACCUAAUCCAUCUCCACUUUGUGUCACCUCAUCAUCGACAUUAUUAUUAUCAUUCAAAAUAAUAUAUAUCAUGUAUUGGUUUCAAAUAAUCAUCAUAUCAUUAUGUCUACAAAUAUUAUUUAUCAGUAAUAUCAAUGGUAGUGUUAUUCGUCGUCGUCGUCAACAAACAUCUGGAUUAUUAUAUGGAAAUCAAAAUUUAGGUGCAAAUGCACCAACAGGAUAUAAUUAUCCACCGAAUACAAAUUUCUAUGGUACAAAUUUAAAUAAUCAAGGUUCAAAAGAUUUAUAUAAUAAUCCAAUUCUACCAUCAAAUGCUGGUAAUUCAUUGAAUAAUGUUGGUUUAUAUAAUCAACAGCAACAACAACAACAACAACAGCAACAACAAUUAUAUGGACCAAGUGGUCAAGCCUUACCAAAUCCUUCAUAUGGUGGAAGUAGUAUUUAUUCAGGUAGUGGAACAAAUCAACUUUUACGUGACCCAAAUGUAAAUAUGGGAAUGCCGGGUAGUAAUAGUAAUCUUUUACCAGCAGGAUCAGCUGGUUCUUCAUUAUAUCCCUCAUCAAAUUCUCAAAUAGGUUAUUCAGCAAAUACAAAUCAAAUGUUAAAUAAUAAAGAUAUUUAUAAUGCACCAUCAAAUCCAAACAAUAAUCCAUAUGGUUUUAAUAACAAUUUAUAUCCAAAUAGUAAUACUGGUAAUGGACAAAUAGGUAUGAACAGCAAUAAUAAUGCAUGGCCAAAUAAUAAUAAUCCAUAUAAUUUUAAUCCUGGUAAUACAUGGUAUCAACAAAAUCGAGAAUUAAAUCCUAAUAAUAAUAAUAAUAAUAAUAAUAAUAAUAAUGCAUAUUCAAAUCCAAAUUCACCUUAUUUUUAUAAUAAUGGUUAUCAAAAAAUGACAUCAUAUUUAAUUGUUUUUGUUUCAUUUAUUAUUGUAUCUUUUUUUCAUAUAUAA
Messenger RNA from Rotaria sordida, 1554 nucleotides. The record is from the annotation of a GenBank genome assembly. Lineage: Eukaryota; Metazoa; Rotifera; Eurotatoria; Philodinida; Philodinidae.